GUAGCACCAGCUUCCGGUUUCUGUACUUCCAACAUGGCUAGUCGAAAAAGCCCGGAGAAGUGCAAAGAAGGAGCCGACAAAUACUCUGUUUUGUUACCCACCUAUAACGAGAGAGAGAACCUACCUUUAAUCGUGUGGCUGCUGGUCAAGUACUUUGGUGAAACUGAGUACAACUACGAGGUGAUUGUAAUUGAUGAUGGAAGCCCAGACGGGACUUUGGAGAUUGCCGAACAGUUGCAAAAGAUCUAUGGUUCAGAUAAAAUUGUUUUGAGACCCAGACCAAAGAAACUGGGAUUAGGAACAGCCUACAUACAUGGGAUGCAGCACGCUACUGGAAACUACAUUAUAAUCAUGGAUGCUGACCUUUCCCACCAUCCCAAAUUUAUUCCCGAAUUUAUCAGACGACAGAAAGACGGUAAUUAUGACAUUGUGUCCGGGACUCGAUACAGUGGAGAUGGAGGUGUGUAUGGCUGGGAUCUAAAAAGAAAAAUUAUCAGCCGAGGAGCAAACUUCAUUACACAGAUACUGCUGAGACCAGGUGCGUCCGAUUUGACUGGCAGUUUCAGGCUCUACAGAAAAGAAGUGCUUCAAAAACUGGUGGAAAAAUGCGUCUCCAAAGGAUAUGUGUUUCAGAUGGAGAUGAUUGUUCGAGCAAGACAGCUGGGAUACAGCAUUGGAGAGGUUCCAAUUUCGUUUGUUGAUCGUGUUUAUGGAGAAUCCAAACUAGGAGGGAAUGAAAUUGUCUCCUUUGUUAAAGGUCUGCUAACACUGUUCGCCACGACAUAGAUCUGUGCUGACUGGCCCUGGAUAAAGCACUGUCAUUGUUUUGUUUGUUUUUACUUGGAACAUUUUGAGUAAGCAAAUCAUUUUGAAAGUGACUACAGCAAACAAAAGCACAUGGUUAGAAUUUUUUACUUUCUUAAAAUGUAUCGAAUAACCAAUAAUGCUAAAUAACCAUGUAUUCCAAUAAAAUACCAUUUAAUGCA
Polyodon spathula (Mississippi paddlefish) is the source of this 986-nucleotide messenger RNA. It is a transcript of the gene dpm1, whose product is annotated as dolichyl-phosphate mannosyltransferase subunit 1, catalytic. Gene Ontology annotation, molecular function: dolichyl-phosphate beta-D-mannosyltransferase activity. Gene Ontology annotation, cellular component: endoplasmic reticulum membrane. The record is from RefSeq and is a predicted model, not a curated record. The transcript is spliced from 9 exons. Lineage: Eukaryota; Metazoa; Chordata; Actinopteri; Acipenseriformes; Polyodontidae. Gene Ontology annotation, biological process: GPI anchor biosynthetic process; protein O-linked glycosylation via mannose. Bases 34 to 786 code for a protein of 250 amino acids.